AUGGGCUCCUCUACUCGAUACCGCUAUGAAAUGCGAGACUCGAACGCUCGUGACUCCAAAACUCUCGUCGAACUGAUCCAUCUUUGUGACGUUGACACCUCCCAAUUUGAUGCUAUCAAGGAAGCUGCAGAAACGGCGAUUAUCCACAAUGAGCAUUCUGGGUAUAAUUGUCAGGAUUAUGUUCUUGAACUCUUAGAUGCUUUGGAGGAUCGGGGUUGUAUCGACGGUAAUGAUACAGCUUAUCAGGAACGGAAGGAAACUGUCAAAGCUAAACAGGAAGGGUUGAUUUCCAACUACUUUCGCUCCUUAGCUUAUCCUAAACAAGACAAUUUAUAUCAUUUCUCGCACAAUUCUAAUGCGGAAACCCAAGAUAGUUACUGA
This is a messenger RNA of Microsporum canis CBS 113480, 381 nucleotides long. RefSeq lists its product as hypothetical. NCBI's taxonomy places the organism in Eukaryota, Fungi, Ascomycota, Eurotiomycetes, Onygenales, Arthrodermataceae. The record is from RefSeq and is a predicted model, not a curated record. Bases 1 to 381 code for a protein of 126 amino acids. The transcript is spliced from 2 exons.